CGGGCCGCCCGGGGGCGUGCGGGCGCCAAGGGCGCCUAGGCUCCGGGCACUGCGGGGUUGCGGGCUCGGCGCCCCAGGGAGGCGGGCGCGUGGCCGCCGGAGCGGCCGCCCCAGCUGGUCGCGAUUGCGGGAUUUAUAAGCUGGAAAUGAGGGUCGCUAGAGCCCAGGGAUGGCAGAGUUUGUGACACUUGGGCAGAAGCUGCAGCUGCAGGGUCCGGGCCGGAGUUAAGUGAUGGUGUCACGUGAGCACCUGCUGAAAACCAGGCGGGAGGAACAGUAACCCCAGGAGAGCACAGGCUGCUGCCGGGAUGCAGGGAUGACGCCUCCGCAGGCCCCAGCCUCCCUCCCGCCUGGGUGCUAGGAGCCGUCCCUGGGCUCCAGCCGGGAGCCCUGCCGCCCAGGGGCAUGGCCAAACCUUUCUUCCGACUCCAGAAGUUUCUCCGCCGGACGCAGUUCCUGCUCUUCUUCCUCACAGCCGCCUACCUGAUGACCGGCAGCCUGCUGCUGCUGCAGCGGGCCCGCGUGGGCCUCCCGCCGGGCCCCCGGGCCCCCGGCCCCCUGCAGGCCCUGCCAGUGGCCGCCGUGGCGCUGGGCGUGGGCCUGCUGGACAGCCGAGCCCUGCACGACCCCCGGGUCAGCCCAGAGCUGCUGCUCGGCGUGGACGUGCUGCGGGGCCCCCUGGCCCGGCCCCGGCCCGGCCCCCGCUGGCUCCGCAGCCGCAACUCCGAGCUGCGCCAGCUGCGGCGCCGCUGGUUCCACCACUUCAAGGGGGACCCCCAGGGGCCGUCCGCCCUGGGCCCCGAGGCCCCCAGGCCAGCCGCCAGCAGCCAAGGCACAUACAUGGGAUGCUUCAGUGAUGACGGCCAGGAGAGAACUCUGAAGGGGGCUGUGUUUUUUGACUUGAGAAAGAUGACCGUCUCCCACUGCCAGAAUGCGUGCGCUGAGCGGUCCUACGUCUAUGCCGGUUUGGAGGCCGGGGCCGAAUGCUACUGUGGAAACCGGCUCCCAGCAAUGAGCAUGGGGCCAGAGGAGUGUAACCAUGAAUGCAAAGGGGAGAAGAGCUCCGUGUGCGGGGGUGUGGGCCGUCUCUCCGUGUACCGCGUGGAGCAGCUGCAGCCCGGCUCCAGGAAGCGAAGGACCGUCACGUACCGGGGCUGCUUCCGACUGCUGGAGAACGUCACCCACGCCUUCCCCGACUCCCUGGUACAGGCCAACGUGACCGUGGAGACGUGUUCAGGAUUUUGCUCCCAGAAAGAGUUCCCCUUGGCCAUCCUCAGGGGCUGGGAGUGCUACUGUGCUUACCCCACCCCCCAGUUCAACCUGCGGGAUGCUGUGGACAGCUCGCUGUGUGGCCAGGAGUCUGAGGCCCAAAGGCUAGCGGAGUACUGUGAGGUCUACCAGACGCCCGUGCAGGAUACCCGGUGCACGGACCGGAGGUUCCUGCCCACCAAAUCCAAAGUGUUCGUGGCUCUGUCGAGCUUCCCGGGAGCUGGGAACACAUGGGCGCGGCACCUCAUCGAGCACGCCACCGGCUUCUACACGGGCAGCUACUACUUCGAUGGAACUCUCUACAACAAAGGGUUCAAGGGCGAGAAGGACCACUGGAGGAGCCGGCGCACCAUCUGCGUGAAGACCCACGAGAGUGGCAGGAGGGAAAUUGAGAUGUUCGACUCGGCCAUCCUGCUGAUCCGGAACCCGUACAGGUCCCUGGUGGCCGAGUUCAACAGGAAAUGUGCCGGGCACCUGGGCUACGCAGCUGACCGCAACUGGAAGAGCAAAGAGUGGCCGGACUUUGUCAACAGCUACGCGUCAUGGUGGUCCUCGCACGUGCUGGACUGGCUCAAGUACGGCAAGCGGCUGCUGGUGGUGCACUACGAACAGCUGCGGCGCAGCCUGGUGCCCACGCUGCGGGAGAUGGUGGCCUUCCUCAACGUGUCCGUGAGCGAGGAGCGCCUGCUCUGCGUGGAGAACAACAAGGAGGGGAGCUUCCGGCGGCGUGGCCGGCGCCCGCACGACCUCGAGCCCUUCACCCCCGCGAUGAAGGACCUGAUCAACGGCUACAUCCGGACGGUGGACCGGGCCCUGCGUGACCACAACUGGGCCGGGCUGCCCCGGGAGUACGUGCCCAGAUGAUAGGCCCCGGCCCGCUCUGCCCACCCUGCUGGGAGCCGGCCGCCCCUGCGGGGCUACGCACGUGCUCCAACGCUCGGGUGCCCCCCUGGGAUGCUCGGGUGCCGGUGCCACCUGCAGGGAGGUUCCCCACCCGCCCCCAGGGCUGCCUGCCUCCCGCACGGGGAGACUGGACGUGAGCCCCGGCCAGGCGGACCCGAUGUCACAGGAUGGACGCGAGGGGACACGCACUCCUAGCCAGACCCGCUUAGACCUGCCACUCGCUGCUCACGGUGCCCCAACGCGCCUACGCCACCACCCCGGCUGUGCCAGACACUCCCAGACUUGCAGACGUGAACGUUGAUGCAGGCGUGUGGCGUCUGCACGUUCCUAGGGGCUGCCUGUCCAUCUCUCCCACACACUGACACACACGUGCACCCUGGGCUCUCGGAGUCCCUGGGCUUCCUGUUUCCAGCCCAGUGCAGGCUUGCUGCUCAGGGGCUUUGACUGGGGGAUACUGGGCUGGGCGAGCUUAGUGCUCUGAGGACCCGGGAGCCCGGCCUGGAGAUGGGCUCACAGCCUGUGCCCGCCGGGCCGGGCAGCCCUGACUGUGCACCUGCGUCCCACAGUGUGUGUGGUGCGAUGACCGGGCCCCGCCAGCUCUGCGGCCCUGCCUCUCCCUUCGCUGGGGGUGGGCUGGUGGCACCAUGGGUGGAGUGGAGCUGCCCACACAAACCCCGCACCUCAGGACCGGCCACAAGUUCUGUGCACCCCCGACCCCCCGUCCAAAAUCAGCACUCCCUGGAGUGGGCGCCUCCUUGCCUGGCUUCUUUCUCCGACUGUCCCCAUAACGCUGGGGACUCGGGCCAUGUCCCAGAAGCAGGGUGUGGGGGCGAGGAGACAGCAGGGCAGGGAAGGGGCUGGGCCUCCAGGGGAGCCCGAGACCUGGGGGCCCCGUACACCAGCAAUGCCAGCAGAAGGGGGCUUGGGGUGGGCAUGGGCAGACCCGGGAGGGAUGAGUCUUGGGUGCCACUGGGGCUGGUUGUCCCCCCUAUGUUGACGGGCCCCUGCUCUCCACGGGGUCGCCCCUGGGUUCAUGAGGAAGGGGGGUGGCAUGGCCUGUCAACCAGGCUGCAGCUCCUGUCUGACCCCACUGGCCCAGCCCUCUCUGUCUCUCUGUUAUUCACCCACCACGUCCUGUCACUGGGCCUCUUUGUUACCCCCUCUGUCUCUGUUUUCUGUGAAGCUAUCUUUCCCACUCGUUCAUCCAAGAAGGGGAAGGGAACUCCUGGGCACUGAUGCCUGCUGCUGUGUACAAGCCUACAGGCCUCCUGAGAAGGUGGAUUCAUAAGGUCCCCUCCCCUCACUGUCUAGUGGGGAUUGGGGAGGGGUUGUCACAAAUGGGAGUGAGAAACCCGGUGACAGAGGAGUGUGUGUGCUGUGCGGGCUCCCAGGGGGUCAGGGAAUGCAUCACAGUGGCUUUGAACUGGUCUUGAGGAACCCGUAGGAAUUAUUCCAGCCACGCAGAGGGGAAGGGUAAUUGAGGCAGAGGGAACAGCAUGUACAAAGGCUCAGAGGCUUAGAAAACCCUUGUAUGUUUUGCAGAAGAGGUGAGUGGGUGUGGGGCGUGUGUCUGUCUGAGUCUGUGCAGCAGGAGGAUGGGAGUGGGUGGGCGAGGACAGAGGAGGGGACACAGAAAGGGACCCUCCUUGCAGCCACUUAGUGCUCAGCCUGGCCUCUCCCGUUGCGGAGCACACGCUCCGGACGCACAGGCUCAGCGGCCAUGGCUCACGGGCCCAGCCGCUCCGCGGCAUGUGGGAUCUUCCCGGACCGGGGCACGAACCCGUGUCCCCUGCGUCGGCAGGCGGACUCUCAACCACUGCGCCACCAGGGAAGCCCGCUAAUUACCUUCUUGGGUCGCCCUUUGCUACAUGUCUUGGGCUCAGAAAUGAGGCUGCGGAGACCAGGGGGCUCAGGUCUGGAGGGUGGGGUCGAGCCCAGGAGCACAGCCCAGGACAGCUGAGACCCAAGGCGGGUUGUGGAGAGCUCAGCUGCACACUGACCCCUGUGAGGGAGGAAUGUGGGCGGCCCCGAACUUGGGCAGCCCCUGAGCCCCUCUGCAGCUUCUCCAGGCCUGCGCUGGGCCUGCUGGUCUGACCUCUGCAUCAGCAGGAGAAAAGGGGGUGAGGGGUUUGGGAAAGCUGGGCAUGGGUAUGUCGGACCCUCUGCUCCCUGGCUGGUAGUGGGAGCUGAGGGCCACUCCCAGUGGGGAAGGCAGGGCCCGGAGGCCUGGCGGACCUGCCCUUCUUCAGAGGGAAGCCUCCCACGCCUUCGGUUUUGCCGGUGAAUGGCCUAGAGUAUCUGUUCCUGGUGGCCUCCAGGUUCUUCCUGAGGCUCCCCCAAACCCACACCGAUGCCGACGCUGUUCUAGAUCCUUCUAAAGCAUCACUCGGCUCAGCUCAAAGCUGGAAACACCAGGGUCUUUGUAAACAGUUAUUGAUACAGCAUGGCUCCGUGGCCAAGUCUGCGACGGCCCCUCAUGAGGCCAGUUCUCCUGAGUUGUAGGUGUAACUGAAACCCACCAGGAGCUUCCACACUGCCUUGGAAGGGGGGCCAGGGGAUACCUGCAUCCCAGAGCAAACCUAAAGUCUCAUAGGAGACCGUAGCACUGAGUGAUGGAGACUAGGGAAGCUGGCCUCCUCUGGAGACUGGCGUCCUGGCCACCCAGACGACCUCCAGGGAGGAGGCUCAUAUGCCGAGGAGUCUGUGAAGGGCAGUGGAGUAGCUGGAGGACCGACCAGGACUGCAGCCAGGGCCUGGCCCCCUGGGCUUCCUGCAUCACCCCAGGGGGUCAGGAGAACAGUGGCACCGGCUCGUUCUUCCUGGAAGAUGCGUGAGUCCGUUCUCUGCUGCCAGGUACCCAGAAACCUCCUCUCCUUCCAGGUGGAGGGCCACCUGCUCAAACGGCCUUGUAGUUUCCUUUGCACCUUAGCCAGGCACGCAGAUGGAUGGAAUGAUGGGAUCAGGGUGCAUCCAGGUCGUGUUGAGUCAGUCCACCCAGCAAGGCACCUGACCCCUGGCACGUGCUCCCAGACACUGGGUGAGGAGGUGCUAAGGUCGUGUGUACAUGGUUCUCAGCAGCUGUCGCCCAGCUCCUGAGAAACCCAGGAAAGGAAUUUGUCCUUUUGGGAAAGUCCACUUGUCUCUCUCCAUGUUAGGUCUCAUCUAUAGCUCUUAGCUUCUCCAUAAAGAGGAUACUGUCCCAACUAGCCGCAGAGUAAAAGAGGCUCUGUAUUUAGAAGCGUGACAAAUGCAUCAGGAACCAGACCAGAACAGGGAAACCCCGACUGUCCACAGAUUCCAACUUUAAUAGUAAGGCUGUGGAGUUACACAAACCUGUGUUAAAACAUGGAAUUCUCAUGGGUUUCACCUCCCCUUGUGGAUCAAUUUGGAAAAACCAAAAUAUAUAAUUUUAAAAAACUAAAACUCAUUCUGAUAAUCCCAGCGAUGUAUAAAUGAGAGAGAAGAAUAGACAGGCUUCCAAUCCCUGGUUAGAAAGCUGCUUAAUUACGUGCGCAUCUUAUAAUGAAGUCUCUUACAGCUACAAUUAGACUUUGAGUGCGUGCAUAUGCGAUAAUGUUUGCAAACCAGAAUGCAUUUUUUUCCCUUAAAAGUUGCAGGGGCUACUUGGUUCUUAGGGGGUCCCAAGAGGGGAGAUGGAAGUGUUGGGAUUGAUCUUUGUGGGUGCAAGAAUUCUUGGGGCUGAAGUUUGAUUUCUUUUGGCUGGAAACUUGGAGGUGUUUAAAAUGUGAUGCCUCCGAAGUGGUUCAUUAGCCUUUAGGGAGAAAUUGAUUGGUCUGAACCCACGUUGAUGACCACUCAGUAUUUGCCGAGUUGGCCUGAACAAGGUUGUUGGUUGCAUCCUCAAUGUUCAUUCCCCCAUUUCCUUUCCCAGCAGACCCUGAUGUCCGUUGGCAGGGGCGGGUUAUGAUGUGCUGGAGCUGUCUCUACCGUCACUUCUGGGGUGGGACGCGUGACCUAGACUGAGCCCACAGCACCCCCCAUCUCUCUGGCUACAGUGAUGUGUUCAGGUAUGGUCAUAUGAGCUAAGGCAAUGGAACCAGAUGGAAUUUCAAGACUUUUUCUGGGAAUGUUUUCAUGCACUCUGCUGGAUGUGAACGAGGAAGUAGGUAAUCCUGGGUCUUGAUGGUACCUGUCUUGCGAUCCUGGGGCAGGAACCGCUCCCAGCAUGAAGCUGAUAACUGAAGGGAGAGUCGGGAGGGAAGGAAACCAGGUCCUUGGUGACACUGUUAAGUACAGGAUCUAGCUUUGCCUGUGACUGGCCCUGCCCGUGGAUGGUUUUGUUACAUGAGCCAAUAUAGUCCCUUUACUGUUUAAGUUGGGUUGAGUCUGGUUUCUGUUACUUACAACCCAGAGCUGUGUACAAAGGGCUUGGGUUGAGAGGCCCUGGGGUUCUGACAUUCUCUGUCUCUGUGGCUGAAGCAGAUGAAGACGGAGGCUCGGACAAGAAUGAGCUGUCCGAUUAGGAAGUUGCUUUUUACGGGAAUGGGGGGUGGGUGUGAAAUCCUCAGGAGGAAGCUGUGCUCUGUCAGCCAGGACAAGUAGCAUCUUUAAGGCAGUACAGUAUGAGGUCACCUGCAUAUCCUGAGAAAAUCAUUCCUCUUGGUCGCCCAGCCCACACUAGAAGCUGUCUCCUUUAAUCCUUAACCAAUGCUAUGUGAUUAUCUCCACUUGACAGAUGAGAGGACUGGGAUAGUAAUCUGUGAUGAUUAUAAAACCGUGGUCCUGUUCUAUUUACCGUAACUCCUUUCAUGGAGAAUAUGAUGUCGUGUUGGAAGGAAUGCUUUGACAAGUUACUUGGAUUGAGCGUGAGACCCCCUCUGAGGGACAUGUUCAGGUAACAGCUGACGGGCAGUAAACUGGAGGCAGUAACCUGGAGGAGGGUAGGUCUGCGUAGCCCUGCCGCUUCGGUUUUGCUGAGUUGGACACGCAAGCUUGGGGCAAAGCAGAACCGCUGCCAUUGGCGGAGACGUGGGAUGAUGCCACUGAGAGGCUCCCUCCUCUGUUUUAACCUCUUUAACCCUACUGUGUGCUAAAAAUUGGAGGGACAAAGGGAGUUAUGUGUGGCCCUUCAAACUCUCCGUGGAAAGUCUGGCGAUAAUACAGUGUGCAGGACAGAGGUCCAGGAAGUAUGUAGAGGGAGUCAAGAGUCCCAGGAAAUCGAUGUGAGUACAUUUGUCCCCAGUACUCCCUUUUGUGACUGAAGAUGGAUUUGGGGCCCUCCUGAGAACUUCUGCUAUGCAGAAGCAUUGCAGAAAUCUGGGUCCCUGCCGUGGGAAAUACGAGCACAUCUACCCAGAUGACAAGCAUAAUUGCUUCUAUAAAAGGAGGAAUCUUGAUAACAAAAAUGAAAACAAUUCCAGUUGAUGCUGGAUGCGUAAGCACGAGCUGAAUGAAUGAACUUUCCAAGGUGUCUUCGGCACCUGCGAUAUUCUUUUCAGGUUGAGACAGAUCCAUGGCUUGAUGAUGUAGCCAGUGAUGAUCAAUUACAGUAAAUAGUGUUCUUACAGGUCAGAAAGUGUCACAGAUGUCACCCCACAUGUGCCUCAGUGAGGUGGACAUUAUUUCUGUUUGCAGGGAAGAAAAAUUUAGUUUCUGCGACCGAGUUGCCCAAAGUUCAAAUCCUUUAUUUUACAGAUAAGAAAAAAUGAGACUGGGAAUGGGAACGGGUUUCCUACGAGGUUAGGCUGUGAGAAUGGGUGGGGGAACUAGGGCCGGAAUGUGGGCUCCCUCCCCAGAACCACCUGACUGCCCCUGUACGGCGUCCCCAUCACUCUUCAACAAGUUGCUGAACAUGAGGCACGUGUGCACGUCCAGCUCAUUUGGAAGCGACUCCAUUCGUUUCACUGCUAAUUCUUUGCCAAGAUGCUUUUUGGUGGACACCUGAGUUCAAUGUUAAGGGCCAUUUAUCAAGCACCCCCAGUACUUGAAAACCUGCUCAGAGCAGCACUUUUCAAAGGACCGGGGUUAAAGAGAGGCACCGUAAUUGGCACAAGAUAGGAGCCCAGAGUUUUCAUCCUAAGUUACCAGCACCCGAGGCAACAGAAAGGCCCUGCUCCUCCAAGAUGUUAAUAGAUAGGCAUCUUUGGUGGACCGGAGCCCAGCAGUCUGUGUGUUUAUGUAUAUGUGUUUGUGCAGGUGUGCGCUCCAGUUGCUGACAAACAGCUGCCCCUUUGAAUCACAUGCCAGCAUCCUGACCACUACAAGUGACAAGAGCCUGGAUGCCUGAGAAGCCAGUCUUCGUCAGGUCUCCUCCAAAAUGGAAAAGAGGAGAAAUAAAAUCCUCUUAACAUCAAAUGAUUUUUGUUUAUUCCUUCCAUUCUUUUUUUUUAAUUUGAUGAUCAAUUCACCAACAUUUUUUCGUUCACUUGAAAGGCUAUAUUUAUGUAUUUUUUCACUGGCUUUUAAACCAGUGAAGACAGGAACAGUAUCUAUCUUUGUAACCUCAGCCCUUAGCCCAUGACCUGAUAUGCAAGAGGCACAGGAAACAUUAGUGGAAGGAAGGAGGACGCAUGAAAAUCUUAAAUCGCCUGGCUUGUAAAGUUUCCAGGAAAGUAACAUCUUCCUGGAAAAUAAUACCUUUUUCUUCGUAUUUGUGAGCUGAGGAGACGUUGCUGAGACACUUGGUGAAUUUUUCCAUCCCCUGUUUGUUGAGACGCUUGGGGACUGGGUUGAUCUAUAAGCAUUCAGUGCCAGAGGUAAAAAAAAGUGAAGAAAUAUGGCAGCCCCCAAAUGCCACUGGAGAGUUGUUUUGAACUGUUACAUAAGUUCUCAGUCACCCAUCUGCUCCUGACUCAUAGAGAAGAACAGGAGACAAAUUGGCAGGAUUCUUGUCAAAAGCUCUUCCCUGGAUGUUCAGGUAAAUGGUCUAAUGGUGUCAUCCCCACCUCUGCUCCCCAUGGGAGCCUCCACUGCCGAUGGACGCCAUUCUUGUUUGCCUUGGGACAGGUAGCUUCUCUACCUCCUCCAGAUCUGCAGCUCAUUCCUUAAAGUUAAUCAUUAAACCUCUAGCAAAACUUUUUUCUUCUAAAUAAAAACCUCCUUUCUAUUGGAGGCUCCGAGGUGUAGCACACAGAACACCCGAUUCACCCUUCCUUUUUCUCCUGAGAGCAACAGAAGAGGGAGAGUGUUUGGAUGGGUGGCAAGAGAGGGAAGGAUGGAGGGGAUAUCCUCCCUGGACCGACUCCCAUGCCCUGGCUCAGGCAGGAAAUGAGGAAGGUUUCUCCCCCAGCCCCACUUCCCAAGUUAGGUGAGGUAGAGCCUUUCUCUCUAUGAGAUGGCGCAAGGGUGAGAGAUGCAGAGACAGAGCAAGGAGGGUCUGCCUCCGAGGCAGCCUGGAGCUCCUUGACCCAGCAGCCUUACAGAGUCUAAAGCUCACUGUAUCCAUUAUCUAUCAGCAGGUGACAAAUUACCACCAAAUUUAGGCAUAGCUUAGAGCCACAACUUUAAAGAAACAUUCAUUAACUAAGAGUUCCUCUGGGUCAGGAAUCCGGGCACCGCUUAACGGGGUCCUCCCACUCAAGGACUCUCAUGAGGCUGCACCCAAGAAGUUGGCUGGGCUGCAGCCUCAUCUGAGGGUUCAGCUGGGACAGGACUCAGUUCCAAGCUCCUUCAUGUCGUCAUUGGCAGAAUUCAGUUUCCCACGGGCUGUUGGACCGAGGACCUCCAUUUCUCACUGGCUGUUGGCCAGAGGCCACGCUUGGCUCCUUGCCAUGUGAGCUUCUCCGUAAGGCUUGAUUCAUCAGAGUAAGAAUGUGAGAAGACCUAAAGAGAGUGUGAACAAGACAGAAGCCACAGUUUUUUGGUAACCUAAUCUUGGAAAUCACAUCCCAUCACUUUUACUGUAUUGUAUUCGUUAGAAGCAAGUCAGAAGGUUCAGCCUACAUCCAGGGGAGGGGAGUAUAUAGGGGCAUGAAUACCGAAAGGUGAGAUCAUUUGGGAGCCGUUUCGUAGCUGCCCGCCAACUCCAGCGGAGGACCUUCGACCGUUGAGUCAGUCCCUUCACAGUCUGCCCCGCGGCUGCUUCCGCUGGGUGUCUCCCCAGCACAGAGCCACACCACCGCCCUCAGCACCCUGAGCAAUGCUUCCCUAGACCCACAGGCUGGCGGGGCUCCUGCCUACAUCACUGUUAACGGUGAGGGCUCGUUUCCUGCCGUCUCCUCCCUUAUAAUCACAGGCAUCACUUCUUGAUACCAAGGAGAACUGUCCUGGUCCCCACAUUCAGCCUGGCAGGGAACCAACAAGUCAGGAAAACUCUGGCCAGACAUCCUAACGGGAUGGCCCACUCCUUGGGCUCACCCGUGAAACCAGCUCUUGGCAUAAUCCGUUACUCCCUGUUCCGCCCGGGCCUCCCCUGCUCCACGGCCACAUUAACCUCCAUCAGAUAAUUAAGGGCUUGGCUUUCCAUGAGAGGCCUUAAAUGUCACCUUUCUGCCACCCAAUACGUCUUUGAAUGACACAGACGCUAAUGAGAUGUUCAAAUAUAGAAAACUGAAUGACUCCUUGCCUUCACUGUGACAUUUGUUCAGCCGGAGUGAUCUGACUACCCCACUACAUUACUUAUAAUUUCUCCCUGACCUUGGGUGGUGGAGUGUAAUCUUUAAGGAAACUACCCAUUUAUUUUCCCUCACCUUAUUAGCAUUUAAUUACUAUGACACAUUUUCAGAUGUACCAAGCAUGUUAGGAUUAUAAUUGAAUUUUCCCUUCCAACGGCCCAGUAGCCAAGGACAGUGGGACCAUCUCGGGCACCACUGAGUUCUGACUGAGGAAGCCUCCUGGACCUGACUUCGUCUCCUGCCCCUCAGAGCACCAAGCAGGGCUUAUCCAACCAUGGCUGCCCCGUCCAAGGACCCUCUGCCCAGACCUUCUCUCUCUGUCUUUCUCAUCACUGGGCUGAGGUUGUUUUGCUGCUCAGGGUCAGGCCAAGUCAUGGGGCCAGGAAGAGGAUGUUGGGUGCAAAGGAUGCCAGCAAACCCUCAGAUCUGACAGCUGCGCUGGGCAGUGGAUUCCAAAAGUGAAACGUUUUAUGCAGACUUUUGAUUGCAGAAGAACAACAGAUGGAAAUAAUCCAGAGACACGCUCAGCUAUUCUCACUCCUUUAAACACCCACAUGCUGUUUCUGUGAAUUACUCUGCCAUUUUCCCACAGAAAUGCCCUGUUUGAUACCUCUUGCAUGUGCUAACCCCAUAGAUCACUGAGCUAGUCCUCGGAUGUGGAGAAUAAGACAACUCUGAGGAGAGGAAAGCUCACCAGACCUGGGAUCUGCAGAAUUUGGGCUCCAGAACUGUCUGGGCCACUAACCAUCCAUGCAUCUGUGGAAGAUUCCUUCCCCUUCUCUAUCACUCACACAUGGCGGUGGAGGUGACAUCUGGGUUUAACCUCACGACCUUGUCUUCCCAGCCACAGUUCAUUGGGACUCUCUAACCUGAGCUGGGGUGAUCCGAUUCUCUCUUUUGGUCACUUGGACUUGGGCCUGAGAGACACAAGCCUGUCUGCCAGGUGUGUGAAAUGAAACCACGGGAGCGUGGGGUCCAUGGAGCAUGGGCACCAGUAUGCACAAGGUCUCUGCAGAGAGAACAAUGGGUGAUGUCAUUGUCCUGGGAGAAGGAGAACCUAGGAGUAAAUACCCCAGAGGGAGACGAGACGGUAGCUGUUAAUAUUAAGGUUAAAUGAAAACCAAAACACAAGACAAAAGUUAUGCACCUAAUCCAAUCACUACCCUCAUUUGUCCAUAUAGUUUUCUAGUCCCUUAUCAUAUGCUAAUUUAAUUUUUUACCUAUGUGAACUAAUGUAGACUUUUACUUUCCUCUUUAUUUAGCAUGAUAUUACGAACAUUUUCCCAUUUUGCUAUAGUCUUUUUUGUAUCUUCCCCCCCACCAAUUUCCUUUCUUUUCAAACCUUCCUGUCCUGUCCCCAGUAUAGUCCCAAUAGUGACAGCCUGGUGUAAUCCAUUCAGACCCUUCUCUAUAUUCCUAUGAAUAUGUAAAAGCAUGUGUGUGUGUGUCUCUAUGACUAUAUCCAUAUAGCUACAUCCAUGAACAUAGUGCAUCAUUUAGUGGAAGCUAAAAAGGAAGAACAAUCUGCAUUGUAUAAUCACAUUUUUGCAAAAUCAAAUGAUGGCCCCCAAAAUUCAAUUUCACUCUUUUAGGAAGGUAGCAUAAUAUUCUCUAGUAAGGAUCUCCAAAAGAGGGUGCAUACACCCCAUUGGCACAAGGAAAAACUAUUCAAAGUUUUAUCUCUCUUUAUUUUUAUCUCACCUUUUUAAAAUUUCUAUUUUGUAUGUGUUUAUCCUACAGUUAAGAUAAUAUCCAUAUUUGGGAGGUGCAUGCUAUCACUAAAUGAGCAAUCCAAAAAAAGCCCCUUAGAGGGCUUCCCUGGUGGCGCAGUGGUUGAGGGUCCGCCUGCCGAUGCAGGCGACGCGGGUUCGUGCCCCGGUCCGGGAAGAUCUCACAUGCCACGGAGCGGCUGGGCCCGUGAGCCAUGGCCGCUGAGCCUGCGCGUCGGAGCCUGUGCUCCGCAACAGGAGAGGCCACAACAGUGAGAGGCCCGCAUACCGCAAAAAAAAACAAAACAAAAACAAAAAAAAUACUUAGAGACCACCAGUCUACAGAAUCAGAGAACACUUUAUUCAUACAUUGCCCUUUUGAUGGAUAUCCAGGCAAUUUCUAGUUAGGGCCACUACAAACUAUGCUGAAAAAAGCAUCACUCCACAUAUGCAUUUCUAUACGAGUGCUUUUAGAGCUAUAGGACAGAUUCCCAAAAGUUAAACUGCUGGUUCAAAGGGGGUGUGUACUUAUAAUUUUAAUCAAUACUGGUGGCCUGCUCUCAGAAAAGUCUGUAACGAUUCAUAUUCCCAUCAGCAACGUAUAAAAUGCUCAUUCCCCUGCGUCUUCAUGGGCUUUGGGAAUUAUCAGUCUUUCUCGUGUUUGCCAGUCCAGUGGAUGGGUUGAGAAAUGGCGUCCAAUCUUUAAGGGCCCAUUAUGUAUAGGUGACGGCAUUGGACGAGAUGACCUCUAGGCUCCUUCCAGCUCAAGUGUCCAUGCUUCUCUAAUUAUCUGUUUUCAGAGCUUACCUGCUCCAGGUGUGUCUCUAGUCCCCACUGACUAGCCGUUUGUGAAUCCCAGAGACACCUAUGGAACAGUUGCUAGAAACCAACGAAUCCAGGACUAGAAGGAAAGCUAGCUGAAUGCCAUCCAGAGGGUCAUCUUGACAAUACUGUUCAGCUUGUAAAAACCAACUAGGCUAAAUCCCUGCAAUUUCAUCCAGAACAAAUACUAAAAAGCAGUGUGUGAUAUUUCUAGGAUGAGCAUAUUCAUAGUAAAUAUUUUAAGAUCAAUGGCUGCACAAAAUGGUUUUCCUUUGAGUUUCACUUUUCAAAUGGCUUUGUAUUAAAAGUGAAAUUUCAAUAAAUAUUCAUGGGGAAAUUCA
Molecule: messenger RNA, 13617 nt
Organism: Globicephala melas (long-finned pilot whale)
Lineage: Eukaryota; Metazoa; Chordata; Mammalia; Artiodactyla; Delphinidae
Gene: WSCD1
Product: WSC domain containing 1
Molecular function (GO): sulfotransferase activity
Source: RefSeq, a predicted model, not a curated record